Cooperia oncophora is the source of this 315-nucleotide messenger RNA. Lineage: Eukaryota; Metazoa; Nematoda; Chromadorea; Rhabditida; Trichostrongylidae. The record is from the annotation of a GenBank genome assembly.
AUGCUGGCUCGAAGCGUGACGGAUGCAGCCAGGACUUCGGCUUCUGAUUACGCGGUAUUGAUCUGGUAUUUGCAACUCGCUAUGACUGCUUUCGAAGAGUUGGGAGUCAUUCCCGAAUUGGGUGAUGCAGUUUCUGAACUCGGAUGGGAACUGCCAACUCCCAUUCAAUGCGAUGCGAUUCCGGCUAUCCUUGGUGGAGGCGAUGUACUCAUAGCUGCUGAAACUGGUAGUGGUAAGACCGGAGCAUUCUCUCUACCGGUGGUUCAAAUAGUGUGGGAGAGGCGCAAAGAGGGAACGGGUGGUGGAGCGAAGUCU